Paramecium tetraurelia is the source of this 3738-nucleotide messenger RNA. RefSeq lists its product as uncharacterized. The transcript is spliced from 3 exons. The record is from RefSeq and is a predicted model, not a curated record. Lineage: Eukaryota; Ciliophora; Oligohymenophorea; Peniculida; Parameciidae.
AUGGGUUAAUUAAUCAAGAUUAUAUUUAUGAAUUUACUCCUAUACUCCAGUCAAACUGUGAUAUAUUCAUUUGAUGCAAAUGAUAAUAAUAGUGAUGGUUGGAAAUAGCAGUCUGGCUCCUUUUAAUUCUUGACUUGUGGAGGAAUUCCCUAUUUUUUGUCAAAUUCUCAUUAUAUUAGCAGAUUAUUUUUAGACCUAGAACCUCAUUCUCAUAUUAAAGUGGACGCAGAACUUUAACUUUUUAAUUAAUUUAAUUGGAGUUUUUAUUUGGAUUUUAUUUAUGAAAAUACUGCUUAAGUGGGAUUGCCAAAUCCAAAUUGUGAUAAUUAGUUAAUUCACACUAUUUCAAUAAAUCGUUUACAUAACAGAAGAAAUUUAUGGAUGAACAUUCACCAUGAAAACGUAGGAUUAAUAAAAUUAUAAUUAAGUAUUAUCAGAUGUGAUUAUAAUUGUAAAGGAUGCAUUGAUUAUAAUUAAAAUUUUUGCUUAUCAUGGAAACUGCAUUAAUAUUCAUUUGAUUAAAAAACAAUCGAAACAAAUUCUGAUGGAUGGGCUUAUAACCUUAGCGUUUAUUAGUUUUGGGAUUGCGGGAACUGCUAAUUUUAACUAUUUAAUACAAUUAAUUAUUCUACAAUACUCCCUCCCCAUUAAGAUAUAUUAAUAAGGUUUUAUCACGUAUGGAGUGAUAUCUAUGUAGCUUAUAUUUAUGGUGAAGAAUUUAUAGCGAGUUAAUAUGGAGCAGUAGAAAUAUUAAUAAAAAAUCAUCCUGACUUUCUAUUCUAACUGAAAAUUAGAUCUGCUAGAAGUCAAGGAGGCAUAAGAGAUUUUGAAAUAUAUUACAGUUUGCCAGCAAUAAUAAUUCAAAAUGUUAUUUUAGGCUGUUUAGAUUAAGUUGGUGAUUAAUGCUUGUUUUGCUAAGAAGGUUGGAUUUAAGAUGUAUCACAAUAGAAUUGUCAGCCAAUAUGUGGGGAUGGUAUCAUUUAAGGGUAUGAACAAUGUGAUGAUGCAAAUCAAGUAUCAAAUGAUGGCUGUUUUUAAUGUAGGUUUUCUUGCCCAAUUUUUUGCUAAUUUUGUGAGUUUAGAAAAUGUUUAAAGUGUUAAUAAAAUUAUGAAUUAAUUGAUAAUAAAUGUUCAGAAAUAAAUAAUAUGAAUGGUUUAGAACCAUUGCAUGAACCCUAAUAUUCAAUAUCUAAUUUAUCAAAAUAUGGAAGUUAUUAUCAUUAGUAAUUGCGAUAUUAGUUUUUUGAUUGGAUGACAUAGCCCAUAUAUGUUUCGAAUUAACCCUUUUAAACGGAUGAUGUCUUUGGAUAUUAUUUUAAGAGAAAAACAAUAGAAAAUUGCUUAAUUAGUUUGUUUGAUCAAUGUCUGGAAUGUUAAACUUUUUAUAAAUUAUCGUAAAAUAAGAAUUAGUGUAUUCCGAUAUGUGAUGAUGGAAUUGUUAUUGAGAAUGAAAUUUGUGAUGAUAAAAAUAAUAUACAAUUUGACGGUUGCUAUAAAUGCAAAUUAAGUUGCUAAUUAGAAUGUCAUAAAUGCAUCCAAUAAUAAUGCUAUUCUUGUAUUGAUGGUUGGUAGCUGAUAGAUUAAAAAUGCUAUCAAAUAUGUGGAGAUGGUUUAUUGGCUAUCUAUUCAUAAGAGUAGUGUGAUGAUGGAAAUUAUCAACCUUAUGAUGGAUGUUAUAAUUGCAAAUUCGAAUGUAAUUCAUAUUGUUUCUAAUGCGAUAGUUCAAAUAAUUGUUUGUUAUGCGUAGAAAACUUUGAGUUGACUGAUAAAAAUUAAUGCAAACCAAUAUGUGGAGAUGGAAUUAUUAUAUAAACUUUAGAAGAGUGUGAAGAUUAAAAUGAUAUUCAAUUCGAUGGUUGUUAUUAAUGUCUCUUUUAAUGCGAUUAAAAUUGUAUUAACUGUGUACAAGGUGUGUGCUAAGAAUGUGAGAAAGGAUAUAAUUUAAUUAAGAAAGAAUGUCAAAAAGUAUUAAUUGAUGCUUUGGAUGAAAAUGAUGAAAAUGAUGAAAUCCUUGUAAUCAAUGUCGAAAAAUGUGGAGAUGGAAAUUAAUCAACUUUAGAGUAAUGUGAUGAUGGAAAUUAGGGUAAUGGUGAUGGAUGUUCCAGCUAAUGCAUUGUAGAAGAAAAUUGGAAUUGUAAUUAAGAUCAACCUAAUUCCUGUUUUUUAUAAACUAAAUAUUCCUUAGAAUAUUCAAAUCAAACAUUUGAACAUUAAUUUGUUUCUCUAAAGUUUUCUAAUGAAGUGAAAUAAGUUUCAAAUAUAAAUUUUACUCAAACAAUUUAACCAGAAAUAAUCAAUUUAAAUUAAAAUCAAUAUCAAAUUACAAUUAACCCUGUAGUGGAUAUUAAUUCAACUUAGUUUACUAUGGCUUUUUUCGAGUUUGAUAUUGUAAUUGUUGAGUAAAUGUCAUUAGAGCCAAAUUUUUCCAUUUCUUUCGACUCUUCUUUAGUUGAUAAUAACAAUAUGUUGGUUGGUCUCCCAUCAUAAUCAUUAUUACUUAAAAUGCCUAAGAUUAUCAAUUAGGAUUAAAUUAGCAUUGCAAAUAAGUUUCAAAAUCUUGGAAAUAUUUUAAUUAUAGGCUUAGGAGCUAUUAGCAUACUGAUGUUAUUGUUCAAAUAACCAUUAUAAUGUUUUGAAAUAUUUGACCUUUUACAAUUUUAAUCAUAUUUGAAAUUUGUAAAUAUUUCUUAUCCUUAAAAUCUAUAGAUUUAUUUUCAAUCUUCAGAAAUUGUAACGGUUAGCCCAAUCUUAAUAUACUUUUAAAUAACAGAUCUUCUUAACAAUCUAAUUAAUUAGAACUUCAUUCCAAGUAUAGGUAAGUUCUAAGAGUAUCAAAUAAAUGCUGACUUGCUAUUAAAUAUUUAGAGUUAAAUCUCUUAAAUUGUCUUCAUUGGUUUACUUUACUUAUUUUUAUAAUUUUAUCCAAAAAUCGUGCAUAAUUAUUUUUUUACAUUCAAAAAUAUUUAUUUUAUAAGGCAAACCCAUUUUUAAUGGCUCGGUUCUUUAAUAAUUAAACUAUAUCAAAUUAAUAAAAAAAUCUUAAAAUUAAGGAAUAUUUACUCUAAAAACGGCUUUAUACAACUCUUUUACGCAAACUGUUGGGAUUUGCUGUUUAAAGUGGUUCUGUUUAUGACCUCAAACACAGAAACAGGAUAUCGAUCAACCAUAUCAUAUAGUAUUUGUUUUUUAGUUUUGGGUUUGACAAUUAUCAUUUUAUUGUUGAACAUUAAAGGAUUGAAUGAAAACUUGAAACUUUCACAAAUAAGAUUUUAAUAGCUUGAGGGUAUAACCCUAAUAAAAAAACUCUUAUUUAUCUUAAUAUUAAUUGAUUAAUAAAGUAACGACAUAAUUCAAUGCAUCAUGUUAACACUGUUGAGUUUAUGGUACAUUGGAUUGCUAUCAACAAUCAAGUAAAAUAUAGAAAGGAUAGAAUUUAUUGGAAUAAUUUGGAUGGAGGUUCCAGUAAUGUUCUUUACAUUAACAAGUUUAACAUAUUGCUCUGAUUUUAUAAGAGUUAUGAAAUAUAAUGAAUAAAUUCUACUAGGAUUUGUUCAAAUUUUAAUUUUGGUACUUGGUUUAUUGGGGCCUGUAAUUAAACUAGGAAUUAAUUUCUACAAAGAAAUCAAAUUAUAUUAUCAAUAGAAAAAAUAAAAUCCAGUGUUUAUUCUUAAUAUAGCCAAUAUAUUGACCUUAGCAUAAGAAAAUAGGAUGAAUGUUUAAAAGUAAUAAAAAAUAUGA